Molecule: messenger RNA, 2603 nt
Organism: Strongylocentrotus purpuratus (purple sea urchin)
Lineage: Eukaryota; Metazoa; Echinodermata; Echinoidea; Camarodonta; Strongylocentrotidae
Product: gonadotropin-releasing hormone receptor-like
Exons: 4
Coding region: 183-1472 (429 amino acids)
Biological process (GO): G protein-coupled receptor signaling pathway
Cellular component (GO): membrane
Molecular function (GO): peptide binding; G protein-coupled receptor activity
Source: RefSeq, a predicted model, not a curated record
GUAUGAGUUCUCUUCUGAGUGGACUUCACUUUCUUGAGGAAAUGGAGGACUGUUUCUUUUCAAGGCUGAGCUGCAAUACUCGACACUUCAACCACGUUGGUCGCUUGUGAGCAUUGUGGAUAAACCUGAGAAGAACCGUGAUUAAAGCUUAGAGACUCCCCGUGCCAUUGGUCUUGAAGAGCAUGCUCGACCUCGCCAGAACUCUGAAAUCACCUAAAAGUGCCACCAUCAUGUCGUCGUUCUACAUUCCCGACGUCGGCAGCGACUACGCCAACGUCACUACGAACUACACAUACAUGGAUUCAGGGUCGGCAGAGAUCUUCGCCGAAUCUCUCUUUCGCAUCCUGACCCUCUCCGCAAUUUUCCUCAUCUCCGUACCUCUCAACAUCAUCGUCCUCAUCAUCGUGUUUCGACGACGUCGUCACAAGUCGCGGGUCAACAUCCUUGUCAUGCACCUGACACUCGCCGACCUCUUCGUCGCCCUUAUCAACAUUCCAACCGAUGUGGUAUGGUUCUACACGGUGCGCUGGCUGGCCGGGAAUGCGAUGUGUAAAAUCAUCAUGUUCAUCGAAUCGUUUAAUAUGUAUGGGUCGUCGUUUAUCCUCAUCGUCAUCAGUCUCGAUCGCUACGCUGCCAUUGUGCAUCCUCUCAGUAUUCACCAAGCAGACAGACGAUGUAAGAUCAUGGUUCGAGCCGCCUGGACAUGUAGUGCCCUCUGCAGUGUACCACAGUUCCUGGUCCACGAAGUCCUCUCACCUUACGAAGCACCGGACUUCACGCAGUGCGUCGACUACCGAUUUGCUUUCGAGCAUCCCACACUAUGGAGGCUUUAUCACGUUUUCGUCACCCUAGCCAUGUAUGUCGUGCCUCUGAUCACUAUAUUCACAUGCUACGCAGCCAUCAUCUAUAAGAUAUGCAGGAAAACUAAGCAAGCUCGUCAAUCCAUCAACAACAAUGAGAGUAGCGUCCUCAGGCGGUCAUGUUCGAGCAGUCUACCGAGAGCCCGGAUGAAAGCUCUUCGUCUCACGGCAACCAUUGUGACAGCGUUCAUCAUGUGCUGGGGUCCGUAUUAUGUACUGAGCACGUGGUACCAUUUCGACAUAAGGUGGCAAACGGGCGCUGGCCUCCCAAACCCUGACUGGAUGAUCCACAUUAUGAUGGCUCUAGGCUACUCUAACAUCUGUCUUGAUCCUAUCAUCUACGGCAUAUUCAUCACGCGGUUCAGUCUCUGCCAGCGCCGCGGUAAGUCCGCGGUCAUGCACCCGCUCACGACCUACCGUCGGUCGACGAUGAACUCAAAAGUCAUCACAAAUGACGGACACACGUCCUCGGUGCGGUUCAACCAUACGCUGGUGUCCAGCAAGAACAGCUGCAGUGGUACUCACGCCGCGGUCGACACGGUAACGCCGCUCCCAGACAGUGACACGAGAAGGAACAACUUCGUGAAUCGACGCAAAACGUCGACCACGUAACGACGUUUUAGUAACGUCUACAUGACGCAAGACUGCUACUCACCUUUUAAAAAAGCCUCUUGAGUCUUGACAUUGCAAGGGUACGACUAGAUAAUAUGAGCCCUGUGGGAUAUGGAUACUUUAUCUUAUUUCAAACUAAUUAUUCUUUGCAGAAGCAGUUUAAUCUGCAGUUUGUAUACGGUUAUUCAUAAUGUGACACAAAGGGAAGAAACUAGGCAAUUUGAGACAAUUUGGGUUAUGUAAGAAUUUCAAGUUUUAUUAAAGAGAUAAUUUAAUCUGCAUUAUGUUUUGCGAAUCACAUGGGUAGAAUAAGGUCAUUGAAGCCCUAAGGAUGUGAGUAUUGUUUGUAUUGCUUGUUUAUGCAACUUCGCGGAGAUAUUCACUCUCCAUUUCGUUUCUGGUGUUUAUAUCUUUUGUGACUCUUUGGAGAUAGUGAGGAUGCCCAACCAAGUGUUUUUGUUUUUGUUAUUGUUCUGCUGUACUUAAAAAUAUAUUGUAGAAUUUUAUAAAUGUGAAUAUUUUGAUAACUAUAUUCCGACCAAACGCUGCGUAUAGAUUGUAAAUGAAAUGAAAUAUUUGCGUUAUUGACUCAGUCGUCAGUGAAUUAUUUUUUUAUUGUAUUCUAUUUCGAACACAUUUGAGGUAUAUUCCAAGAGAAAAUAUACUUAUGUAUUUAAUGAAAAUCCACGACCUUGGCAACCCUAACAACACCCCGGAAAACUUCCUCUAAACAACGACCCGGACAACUACUUGAACAACUUGGACGACAGCCCGGACAUUUUGAACUACAUACUCUGACAACUACCCCACGGACAAUAAACUCCCGAAUGAUACUAAAAAUGAACUUAUCCUUACGACAUUUACGCCGGACAAUAUACUUCGGACAAUAACCCCGGACAAUAAACACCCGGCAAUAACGCCGACAAACUUUUUCCUAAUUUGGAUAUCUCGUAGGUAUAUUUUAAAUGAUUUUUGGUCGAUUUUUUUUUUUUGGUAAAAGGUACUGAUUCAAUAUAAUUGUCUUGAUAUAUUCUGUAAUCACAGUAUAUUUUCAGGAACUAUUUAAUUCUUACCUUUCUAACAAUAUUGUUUAAAGGUCAUCUGUACUAGUUUACAAGAGGGAUUAGACCA